UCUAAAAUUCCACAGCCGCAACAUCCCUAGUUUGUACAUAUUCAAACAAAGUGCUCGGAAAAAACUAACCACAAACAUUUUAACUGCUUAUGAACAAUAUUUUGGAAUUCAAGCCAAGAAUCCGGAUAAACAUUGGACUCCAAACAAUUGCAAAGCUGUUUAUCCCAAUGUAUCAUCAGUGAUAACAACUGCACCACAUUCUUCUGUGUACCCAAAACGCGAACCACCAGCACUGAAAGAAGAAGAAAUUAGUUCGCAAGGAACUGUAUUUUCGGAUUCAAAUCCCAGCGUUUAUUCAGGAUCAGCGAGUCAAAAACCGAACCUGAUGAAUCAAUUGGCCCUAAAUGAUCUGUGUCGUGAUUUCAACUUAUCAAAAGAAAAAUCUGAAUUACUCGCAUCACGCUUACAAGAACGUGGGUAUUUGGAAUCAGAGACAAAAGUAACUUAUUUCAGAAAUCGUAGCAAACAAUUCGAACAAUAUUUCUCAAAAACAGAUGACUUUUGCUACUGCAACAAUGUUAACGCGAUGUUUGCCGCAUUUGGAGAAAAUCAUAACUCGGACGAAUGGCGUAUAUUUAUUGAUGGUAGCAAAUAUAGUGUGAAAGCUGUUUUACUUCAUAAAGGUAAUAAGGAACCUUCCAUUCCCAUUGGCCAUUCCACAAAAGUGAAAGAAACAUACGAGACAAUGAAAGAGUUACUCAAACUGAUUGACUACAGUUCUUGCAACUGGAAGAUAUGUUGUGACUUGAAUGUCGUCGCUAUACUCACUGGUCUACAGGGUGGCUAUACGAAAUACAGCUGUUUCUUGUGUCUCUGGGAUAGCAGAGCAGAUGAAAAGCAUUUUACUCAACGCGAGUGGCCAAAGCGUAAUGAUCAUGUCGUAGGAAAGAGCAACGUUCUUAAAACAGCACUAGUUGAAAAAAAACAGCGUUAUUUUUCCAACAUUGCACAUAAAACUCGGGCUAAUGAAAAAUUUUGUCAAAGCUUUAGCAAAAAAUCCGGAAAAUAAAGCCUUGAAAUAUUUGAAGACGGUGUUUCCUAAACUGUCGACAGAAAAAAUCAAAGCAGGUAUAUUUGUCGGGCCACAAAUCAGAAAAUUGUUUGAUGAUGCAAAAUUUGAACGAUGCUUGAACAAAUCUGAAGUAAAAGCUUGGACUGCCUUUGAACACGUUGUUCACGGUUUUUUGGGGAACAACAGAAGCAAAAACGACCGUAAAUUGAUUGACAAUUUGAUGAAAAACUUCAAUGACAUUGGUGCUCGAAUGUCUCUGAAAAUGCACCUGUCAUUUCGACUUUUUUCCUCCGAAUUUGGGAGCUGAGAGCGACAGCGAAAAGCGGUAUGAAGGUUUCUGUGAUCAAGCCAUGAUGGGCGACUAUUUUUGGAUGCAACUUUGAGAAGACAGAAUGGAACACAAACGAAGAAGGUUGACAGAAAAAUCAUAUUUUCGACCUGAAGUGUGAAAAUGUUAAAAACCUCGAAUUGCUUGUAUUUACAUUAUGCGUCAUAACUUCUACAUUUCUUCUUCGUUCGAAGCAAUAUUUAGGUUAAAUUGUAUGUGACAGAAUGGUUUUUAAAUUG
Messenger RNA from Rhagoletis zephyria (snowberry fruit fly), 1579 nucleotides. RefSeq lists its product as uncharacterized. Lineage: Eukaryota; Metazoa; Arthropoda; Insecta; Diptera; Tephritidae. The record is from RefSeq and is a predicted model, not a curated record.